Ruditapes philippinarum (Manila clam) is the source of this 1011-nucleotide messenger RNA. RefSeq lists its product as uncharacterized. The transcript is spliced from 5 exons. Lineage: Eukaryota; Metazoa; Mollusca; Bivalvia; Venerida; Veneridae. The coding region runs from base 145 to 918 and encodes 257 amino acids. The record is from RefSeq and is a predicted model, not a curated record.
UGUGCACUCAUUGUUAGAACAUCUGUAGAGGACGACAAAGGAUUUACCAUUGAUGAACGCUUGAAUAAUGAAAGAUUUGAAAUACAAACAUAUAAAAGCCUGCUGUUUUUAACAACUUAUCUCAAAACGCUACGGUCACCAACAAUGAAAUUUCGGGCAAUUGUUACCGCUGAAGAAACUCCAGCUUGCUUGUCAAUCGAUUUAAUUGGACAUUCUGAAAGAAGGCAAGAACUUUGCAGUCAACCAUCUAUGGUCCUUACAUCGUUGUCUAUUUUGAACCUUAAUCAAGAUUUGAAAGAAGAGUUCACAAUUCAAGCAGGAAAACAUCAGAGCAUAUAUAUUAAUUUCAUGUAUUUCUACAUGCCAUGUUAUGACGAACUUUUCCACUCCAGUUUCCAGUCAAAAUUCACAAUUGAAGAUGUUGUUGGAAAGAUCGAAAUUUGUUCUGUACGGGAACCACCAGAGAUUUACAAAUCAAAAGGUUCAAUGAUCCAUAUUUAUUCUUGGGUUGACCCAUCCGAGAAUGAAAUAAGAGGAUUUCGAAUACAGUAUAAAUUUUCAGACCAUUCUCUUCAAAGAUAUACGUCUGAGAUAAAAGGAGUUGAAUCAUCCGUUUGUUCGAGACUUUUCCGGAAAUGCUACACUGUGUUAUCUGAAGAGGUAUCAUGGAAUAUUGCAAACACUACAUGUCGUAAGCGCAACGAGUAUCUUGUGACUAUAUUAUCAAAAAAGGAAAUGAAUUACGUCCAGUACUUACUUCGUAGUGCAUUAUACCAGCAAAUGGAGACGUCAGAAGAUGGAGCUGAUAAACGAAAUGUUCAUACAGCACAUAUUGGUUUGAAGCGUUUAAAGGACAAACAGAGAAGGACAGAAUUUAUCUGGAUGAAUAGCUUCAAUGUUACAUACAGUGCUUGGUAAUGUAUCAUUGUCAUAGUUAAAAGUAUAGAAUAUCUAAAAAUGUAGAUGCUCAAUACAACAAAAUGUAAUUACCGACAGUGAAUGUUUCCGAUU